Messenger RNA from Brassica rapa (field mustard), 2344 nucleotides. RefSeq lists its product as uncharacterized. NCBI's taxonomy places the organism in Eukaryota, Viridiplantae, Streptophyta, Magnoliopsida, Brassicales, Brassicaceae. The record is from RefSeq and is a predicted model, not a curated record.
AAGAUCAGAGUUUAAAUGAUUAAGCGAAGUCAACGCUUCAAAUAUGUUGGUGAAUUGACUCAAACUAUGAUAUUUUUUUGUGAGUCAUUUACCUUACAAUGGGUCUUCAUAUAAAUUUGGUCUCACCAAAAAGACUAAUUUUAUCAAAGUUGAGUUAGAUGCCACUUUGGUCCAGAUUAUUUUUGUUCUGAGUCUGAAUGCGGCAAGAGAUGAAUAUCGACAAAUGCCAUUGUUGAUAUGGUUCAUCGGUUAUACUUGUGGCUAUACUGUAAAUCUCCUGUCCUCUAUUGGCGUAUUCACACUUUUGACCAAGAUCCACCGGAAACUACAUCCCUCGGUGCUGUAGAUGAAGAAGUUAACAUACAAGCUGUUGGGGAUGAAUACUCAAGCACAAGGUAUAAAACUCUUUUUUUUUUUUCUUUUGAGUUUAGCUAGCUAAAAACAAACAGAAAUUGUAAUUUAGAUGUAAUGCUGUUUUUAUUGGUUGUAGAAUCCAUAAAGUGAUGGAUUUUUUCAAGGUGGCGCUUGAAUUUUUCUUUAUUGGAUGGUUUUUUGGGGUAUCAUUGCCUGUUUAUACAUGUCUUCACACGGUAGUAGGAGUCAUUAGACUUGUUAUCAUGAUUAUCAAAUGUGCAUGCUUUUCGAGAUCAAAGGAUGUAGACUUUGAAAAGGAAGAUGAAGAUAUUGUGAGUAGUAAUUAUCAUAUCAUCAUAUAAAAUGCUCAAUUCAAAAUCAUAUCACCAAUUAGUGUUUUGGUUUGACUUGGCUGCUACGUUUGUCUGCAGAUUUGUUGCAUCUGCUUGGGAAAUUGCGGAGAUGAAAAAGAGGGGAAAUUACCAUGCUCGCACGUAUUUCAUUUUAAGUGUAUAAGGAAGUGGCUAAAAGUUAAACCCACAUGUCCUCUCUGUCAAACACAGUUCGACGUGUUUCCAACAUACUUGUCUACGAAUGAAAAUGUACGAGGCUGAUAGUUUCCUUUUUCGUUUUCUCACCAGUUGUUAACUCUGUAUCAGGAAUAAUUCAGAGAUGUCAAUACCGAGAAAUGUAGCAGCCUAGUAAUUAUUACUGGUAUUUUUGUGUUUUAUUUUAAAAGAUUAUAUAUAACUUAGCAUCAAAGAAUUUAAAUAAUUGACUUAGAGUUGGUCUUGAUGGAGUGUUGGUCUUAAAUUAAAUUGAUUAGAGAAGAAGUAGAAUGUUUUGAUAUAUGUUCUGGGUCUCAAGUGUAUGACAAGAAAUAAAACCAAAAGAGAUCAAUGGAGAGCCCUUUGUUGACCAAGAGUGAGUACAUCGUUGACACUACAAUAAUCAUCGGAAACUCUUCAACAGUCGAUGAUCAAACAUCACACGAGGUUAUUGAACUGAGUGAUCCAUAUGAAGCUGAACGUUUUUGGAACCCAAUCGAGUUUGUUGUAACUAUUGUCCAGAUUGCUGCAGCAUUAGUACUUCUGAUUCAGCCAAAAGACCAAGAACAUCCACAAACAAUAUUGUUUAUAUGGAUCAUCGGUUAUACUUGUGGCUGUAUUGCCACUCUCCCUGUCCUAUGUUGGCGUUUUUGGUAUUAUAAGCAAAGUGUUAGCUCAGAAUCUGCAGAAGAAUCCUCAGGAAGGACAAGAAUCAAUGAGGUGAUGGACACAUUCAAGAUGGUGCUUGAAUAUUUCUUCGUGAGUUGGUUUGUGGUGUUUGUAUGGAAUUAUAUGGUCAACCCAUCAUCUCUAGAUGAUACUACAACGCAAUUCUUCUGGUUAAUUACGGCUCUCCUUACAUUCAGUUUCAUCAGAUAUGUACUUGUGAAUCUAGCAUGUGCAGUGGUCUGUUACUUGUUGCCUGGGACCUUAUGUGUUCUCGCCGCUAGGGAAGUCCUGGAAAUCAUUAUGAGGCUUAUAGGUGCGUUCCUUGCGUGCAUCUGCCGUUAGAAAUGGUGGAUCAUAUUGUUUUCUUCUUUCUUUUGUUCAAUUAUUAUUGUAACUUUGAUUUGUAUUUUCAGUAACCAUCUUCUUCUGUGCCUUCUUACUGUUUCUUUGUUGGUCAGCGGACUUUUGGUUUUCAAAAAAAUAAUUUAGCAAGGUCAAUGCUUUGUGUUCCUCUAAAAAGACUAUUAUUACUAGUGGUAUUCCGGCGCUACGCGCCGGGUUCGUAUAUUUUUUUUCUUAAAUAAAUUUACAAUUAGAAUCUUAAUAGUAAACAAAAUAUGUCAGAUGUCAGGGAAGUUCCACAAACAUGUAAAUAAGAUUUCGAUAGAGAACACUACCCCCACCAAAAAACUACAAAGCUCGCAUUAACAACCAAAUGAAAACAAAAAAAAAGGAGAAAAAAACAAAUCGAUCUUACAAAAAAAAAUGUAAAU